Molecule: messenger RNA, 1596 nt
Organism: Acanthosepion pharaonis
Lineage: Eukaryota; Metazoa; Mollusca; Cephalopoda; Sepiida; Sepiidae
Source: the annotation of a GenBank genome assembly
AUGAUUUUUGUUGUUAUUUUUCUUUCUUCCAAUAACAAACAAGCCACGUUGUCUGCCCCCUUCGAUCUUUCUUUCCGGACAACCUCAACAGUUUCUCUUUCCUUUCCCCCCCUCUCUCUCUCUCUCUCUCUCUCCCUCUCUUUGGGAUUUUUUUUUCUUUCUUUUUUAAUUGCUUCGGAUAAACGUUCUCCCGGAGCUUAUAUGGAAUUGUCGAAUGGAAUUCGGGGUUUAAGAUUACACAGGGACCAGACAACCCCGGCUGCAUCAACUGCCAGCUCGUCAACAAAAGACACGUCAACUAUAACAACUCCGAUUCCAUCAACAAUAAAGUCAGCAGCGGCCGCAAGUACUUUGCCCUCAACCACCGGUGUCGGAGGUAAAAUCCUGCGUCUCUCUAAAACGAACCAGUCCGGCAACAACAAUGUCGUCAAUGCACCGUCUGCGACAACCUCUUCAACAAUCUCUUCUUUGGCAGCGAAAAGAAUGCGAAUUAUGAACGGCAGGUAUUGUCCGACUUCCAUCCAAGAACUGUUUCUGGAUGAGAAAUUUCUUUCUCGUUUUUUCGCCUAUUUCUCGCCCGAAGAGAAAGGCGAUUUGGCGCGAGUCUGCAAGCGAUGGAAAAACAUAUUGUAUAAUGUCUGCUAUUGGACAGACGUAAUACCGGUAAUAUCGUGUCGCAAAUGGUGUAAUGAUGUCGAGGGACGCAAUAAAUUCUUUGAGAGCCUCAUAUUGCGGGGUUUUGACUCUAUCUGUCUGUUCGGGGCCACAGACGAAGACAUUCAGGAUUUUGUGAACAAUUUCCCACCGUGUAGAAAACAAAUAAGGUCGGUCAGUGUGCGUUGUUCGAAUGUUACCGAUGUCGGAUUAGAGUUGAUGUUUAAAAAAAUGACAUGUGUGUAUCGCUUGGAACUUUCCGGUUGUAAUGAAAUCACUGAGACGGGUCUUUGGUCCUGUUUGAACCCCAAGAUUGUCUCGUUAUCUGUUAGUGAUUGCAUCAACGUAGCCGACGACACAGUGGGGGCCAUUGCUCAGCUGCUCCCCGCCCUUUACGAGUUGAACCUGCAGGCUUAUCAUGUAACCGAUGCCGCUCUUUCCUUCUUUAGUGCCAAACAGAGCUACACACUGUGCAUUCUUCGCCUGCAAUCAUGUUGGGAAAUCACAAACCAUGGCAUUGUUAACAUUGUACAUUCCUUGCCUAAUCUCACCGUCCUCAGCCUGUCGGGCUGUAGUAAAAUCACCGACGAUGGGGUAGAGCUAAUUGCGGAAAACCUUCGCAAGUUACGCCUUCUGGACUUAUCUUGGUGUCCGAAAAUUACGGAUGCUUCCUUGGAAUAUAUAGCCUGCGAUUUAACUUCUUCCAAUAUUUCAAAAUUUUUCUUCAUCGAAAUUUUCCAAAUUCUUCUUCAUUAUCUAAUUUUUCUAAAUUCUUCUUCUUCAUCUAAUUUUUCAUCUCCUUCAUCUAAUUUUUCAUCUCCUUCAUCUAAUUUUUCUUCUUCAUCUAAUUUUUCUUCUUCAUCUAAUUUUUCUUUUUCAUCUAAUUUUUCAAAAUUAUUCUUUUUUCAUCUAAUUUUUCAAAAUUAUUCUUUUUUCAUCUAA